Angiostrongylus costaricensis is the source of this 423-nucleotide messenger RNA. Lineage: Eukaryota; Metazoa; Nematoda; Chromadorea; Rhabditida; Metastrongylidae. The record is from the annotation of a GenBank genome assembly.
AUGAGUGUCCCGUAUCAUGCAAUUGAGUGGAGGGAUUCAAAGCCCCGACCUGCGUUAACGAUCGAAAAACGAAGAUGUUCUAAAAGGCAAACUGUCGAAGGUAAUGUGGACCGGACACGUAAUACGUAUGAACGGAUGGAACCGAACGAACCGAACCGAUGGACAAGAGCCGUUAGUGACCGGCUCUUCGAUUCUUUUGGAUUUUUGGACUUUGUGGAUUCCUUUGGAUGUCAAGUGUAUUGCUGGAGAAGACCACCCACACACUGGUCAGAGUUCUUUGUGAAACUUUUAGAAGAAAGAUAUGAUGCUCAGCGAGUCUCUAAAGCGAGGAGAGCUCACUGGGCUACUCUUGCAGUCGACCAAGCAGAAGUGGAAGAUUUGCUGGCGGUAGGUCGAGUCAUUCGACAGUCUGUGGGUCGAUAG